GCCUCUUCUAGAUAUCCGUCCGGAAGCCAUGGCACCUGGGCGAUCGCCGCCAGAGGAUUUGUCGAAGACAUGAGGGAGAAGGUAAGCGCCGAAGGAUCAGAAAACUUCUACAAAUGUGCCACAAAGUGCGACACUUUUGGGACAUAAAACCUGCGGACAUUUUGCGGAAUCUAGUGCCCCUAAGCUUCAGGAGAGGGCUCGGCGAACCUCUGACAAAUGUGCGGCAGAAGCAUGCUUUUGCGUUUCGCAGUUUGGAGCAGUCUGAAACAGAUCCUCAAGUUUUGCACGACACCCAAAGACCAACGCAAAAGGCAAAACCUUGCACCCGCAGCGCGCCUCUCCUCUGCUACUGUUUCGCCAUUGCCACGCUGCGCUUCAAUUCCACGCGCGCCAUCCGUGGCCUCUAUCUUGGCUGUCUCCCUUGUCGAGAGAGACUCUCUCAGGGCCACCACGUGACGCCCCUC
Messenger RNA from Amoebophrya sp. A25, 464 nucleotides. NCBI's taxonomy places the organism in Eukaryota, Dinophyceae, Syndiniales, Amoebophryaceae. The record is from the annotation of a GenBank genome assembly.